AGCUUUAUUAUCAAUCAAUGGAGAUAACUCUUCAAAGUUCGAAAAUUUCUUUCUCAGGGCUUUCAGGAUCAUUGCGUGCUCAUGCCGUAUCUGGCAUCUUGGCCAAAUUGUUGCCUUUGAUUUCAGUGAGUUAGGUCAAUUUCUUGCUGUGUAGAAGUGUUUUAUAUGCCCAGAGACACAAAUUGUCAGGAACAUUGAUUUCGCGGCUGUCUGUUGUAUUUACUUCUGGUAAUACAGACAGACAGAGAGACAAAGAGAUUGAAACAGUUCCAUAGUGGGUCGCUGGUUUUUCGAAUUGCAAAGUUGGGCGUGCAUCGGCAAAACCAUCUCGAGUGGUACCUUUCCUGGCGCCGAGGUGAUCAACUUGGCUCUGGUUUCUCGGUCAACAUGUUAGGAGGAUUGCUCUGAAGAGAUAAAAGACAUGGUGGAGUCCGGUCCUAAUGGGGCGACCACGCGGCGCUUGCCGAGUUGGAUGCUGGCCCCGCAGGCUGAUGAGACGGUGAACCAGGCCAAUGAGGCCGCGCAUUUAAAUGAUGGAGUAUGUUCUAAAGCUCGGUCCACGAGAAAGCCCAAAAGCCAGGUGCUGCUCAAUGAAAACGAAAAAUUGAAGGAUAAGCCAGGGGUUGUUGCAGAAGGUGGAAGGAAGAGAAGCAAAAAGAAAGCAAGCCCAGAGGAUGCAGGUUCGGACGGUGAGACUCGAGAAAUGGUUGCAGAGGGAAAAGAGAGCAAGAGGUGUACCAAAAAGGUCCGAAAAUCAGCGCCUCGAGGAAGAAGUAGAAGAAGAAUAAAGAAAGAAAAUAUGCCUGUUCCAGAGGAUAAUGAGUCGUCUGAAAUUACUUGUGCUGAACGUGGCAGUGAUGAUUAUGAUUUGGACCUUACCGUGGAUGAUCUAAUGAGCAUUGCUAAUGAGUACAUUUCUGCUGAUAUGGAUCUGAAGGAUCAAAAACCUUCUCGGGGAGAAUCAAGAAAUGAAAUUUCAACGACAGAAGAGAGAAGUGUGCAAGUGAAUCCUGUUGAUGCCAUCCGCAGUGACCCGAAACCUCCUUCAUCCUCAGCAUGUCUGUCUCAAAGUUCCAAGGAAACCAUGUCGAGUGAAGAGGCUGUUGUCCCCUUCGAGACGACGGGGGACCCUGCUCAAGACAUGCUGAAUUUGCUCCUCGGGCCGCUGCUAAAGAAGCAUGUCGACAAGGACGAAAAGAAGGAUGAGCUUUUGACAAGUAGCAUGUCAUUUACGAAAGAGUUUAGCCAAAAGCAGACCACGGACGGUGUCAGGGAAACAAUCCCCCAAGCAAAGAAGAAGACUAGUCUCAAGGACAAGAUUGCAAUGUUUCUUGAAUGAAGAUAACUCUCAAUUUCCAUGAUUUUCCAAAAGUUUAGGAUUCGAACUGGUCGUGAUUCAUAUGUACAGAUGAUGAUUCAUUUUUUUGUCUAUGUAGUUAUCGGGCGAGGCCACCCAUAAACAAACGAAAUUCACCAACAACUUGUACAGAUAUCUUUUGCUAUGACAAUUGUCUUCUUCCUUUGAUAGUGGAAUUAUCAAGUA
Molecule: messenger RNA, 1543 nt
Organism: Punica granatum (pomegranate)
Lineage: Eukaryota; Viridiplantae; Streptophyta; Magnoliopsida; Myrtales; Lythraceae
Source: RefSeq, a predicted model, not a curated record